This is a messenger RNA of Talaromyces rugulosus, 1176 nucleotides long. RefSeq lists its product as uncharacterized. Gene Ontology annotation, biological process: transmembrane transport; monoatomic cation transport. Lineage: Eukaryota; Fungi; Ascomycota; Eurotiomycetes; Eurotiales; Trichocomaceae. The transcript is spliced from 2 exons. Gene Ontology annotation, molecular function: monoatomic cation transmembrane transporter activity. The coding region runs from base 1 to 1176 and encodes 391 amino acids. The record is from RefSeq and is a predicted model, not a curated record. Gene Ontology annotation, cellular component: membrane.
AUGACGGCCCAAAAAAGGGGCCAUGCUGGCCAUGGUCACCACCACCAUCACCACGACAACGUCUACUUGACGUCCAAGAACAAAAAUGACGCCGGCGUGCGCAUCACGCGCAUCGGCUUGCUCGUCAACCUAGCCAUGGCGAUUGGCAAGUUCCUCGGAGGCUAUAUUUUCCACUCGCAGGCCUUGAUCGCCGACGCCUACCAUGCGCUCACCGACAUGGUGUCGGAUUUCAUGACUCUGGGCACCGUCGCCUGGUCGCUCAAGCCCCCGAGCGAGCGCUUCCCUAAUGGAUACGGCAAGGUCGAAAGCCUGGGCGCGCUUGGAGUCAGCUCUCUUUUGCUGUGCGGCGGCGUUUUCAUGGGCCUCAAUGCAGGCCAGGUCCUGCUUUCGCAAUUCUACCCGGAGGCGUUUGAAACCCUACAACAUGCCGGCCUCCUUGUACACGCCCAUUCGCACAGCCAUAGCCAUGACUCGGAAGUCGUGGGUCCCAACAUUAAUGCAGCAUGGCUGGCAGCUGGGUCAAUCGUGGUCAAGGAAUGGCUCUAUCGUGCUACAAUUAAAAUCGCCAAAGAGCGCAAAUCCUCCGUCCUAGCGUCAAACGCAAUGCAUCACCGAAUCGAUUCGCUCACAAGUGUCGUCGCCUUGGCCACCAUCGCCGGCGCCCAUGUUUUUACGAAUGCGUCAUGGCUCGACCCUGUCGGCGGGCUCGUUAUUUCCUUGAUGGUGAUUCAAGCAGGAUGGGGCAACACCAAGACAGCACUUUUGGAGCUUGCAGACACCACCGUCGACGAUGAAAUCAAAGAUUCCGUUCGCCGUGCAGCUUCCAAGGCACUGGCACAAUCUCCCGUUCCAGGACACGUCGAGAUCCGAGAUAUCCAGGGCAUGAAAUCAGGGCAAAACUACCUCGUGGAGAUCGAAGUAGCAGUGCCUGGCUCGUGGUCCGUCCAGCAAUUCCGCCAACUCGAGGAGACUCUGCGGGAACGAGUCGGCUCAAAAGUGCGCGGCGUGCGCCGACUCAAAGUGCGAGCUGUGCCGCAAGAGCUGCAGGGCAUCAGUUUUACCGAAGAAUUCAUCCCGGGGGACGUGAGCCCUCGGAGCAGCCCUGAGCCCGAAGAGGACGAGAACCACUCUCACCAGCACAAUUCGAAUUCCCACGAAUCGCAUAAACGGCGUUGA